Messenger RNA from Populus trichocarpa (black cottonwood), 1282 nucleotides. RefSeq names its product anthranilate synthase beta subunit 2, chloroplastic-like. The transcript is spliced from 8 exons. Bases 97 to 933 code for a protein of 278 amino acids. Gene Ontology annotation, cellular component: cytosol. NCBI's taxonomy places the organism in Eukaryota, Viridiplantae, Streptophyta, Magnoliopsida, Malpighiales, Salicaceae. The record is from RefSeq and is a predicted model, not a curated record. Gene Ontology annotation, biological process: L-tryptophan biosynthetic process.
CAUUGUCCAAAGAAGCACCAGCGCCGAGAAUCAAACGCAUCUCUCCUCUCUCUUUGUCACUGUUAUCUCUCCCUUCUCUUGUAUCUCUCCAGUAAAAUGACCGCUGCUACAGCAAGUAUGGUAUCUCAAGCAGCUUUCAAUCAAUCAAAGCCCUCUCUUGCUCUCAAAACCCAGCUAGCCUUUUCUUCAAAUCUCUUCUCUACACCUUCAAGUGUGAGUUUUAGGGCAAAGAGCCAAAAAGGGCUUGUAGUAAAAUGUUCGAUGGCAGCUGCAGAAACGAAUUCCAGGGCUGCUGUUUCUAGUGACAAGGGAAUCAAGAAUCCCAUAAUUGUCAUUGACAAUUAUGACAGUUUCACUUAUAAUCUGUGUCAGUACAUGGGAGAGUUGGGCUGCCACUUUGAGGUGUAUCGGAAUGACGAGUUAACUGUGGAGGAUUUGAAAAGGAAAAAGCCAAGAGGCGUGCUCAUAUCCCCAGGCCCAGGAACGCCCCAAGAUUCUGGAAUAUCAUUGCAGACAGUUUUAGAGCUUGGACCUACCGUCCCUUUGUUUGGUGUGUGCAUGGGGUUGCAGUGCAUUGGAGAGGCUUUUGGAGGAAAAGUUGUGCGCUCACCUUAUGGUGUCGUGCAUGGGAAAGGUUCUCCUGUGUAUUAUGAUGAGAAGGGAGAAGAUGGCUUGUUUUCUGGGUUGUCAAAUCCUUUCACUGCUGGAAGAUACCAUAGCCUUGUGAUUGAAAAAGAAAGUUUCCCUAGUGAAGAAUUAGAGGUCACAGCAUGGACUGAGGAUGGUCUCAUAAUGGCUGCUCGCCAUAGAAAAUACAAGCAUCUUCAGGGGGUGCAGUUCCAUCCAGAAAGCAUCAUAACAUCUGAAGGCAAGAUAAUAGUUAGCAAUUUCAUCAAAAUGAUAGAGAGAAAAGAAGCUGAAUCUGAGAGCUAGAGGCAUGCGAAGACUUGCUCAAUACAUACACUGAAUAAAAGGGAAAAAAGAAGAAGCAGUGGAGCCUUUGGACUGGUAGUUGUGUUUCUCUUACCGUUGGACUGGCAUAUUAAUUCUGUGUCGGAAGCAAAUGGCAAGCGGCUUGUUGUAUGAAUGCAUUAUAGCAGCGAAAGGGAUCCCCUCUUUAUUGGGAAAAAGAACCUGCAAGACAGCAAUUUGCACUCUUUAGUUUUGGAAUAUACUAUUGGCAGAGAAGUUUCCAAAGACUUGUUUUAAAAGUUGACCAAAAACUGCUUAAUUUAUGAGCAUAACAGGGCCAAGCGAGUCCUAUAUAUCCAUUACCUAUUAA